UGGAGCGCGUUUAUUGGAAUACAACUGAUGCAACAAGGGAUGCAGGAAACUGAACCGUUCCGUUUGACCUGAACCCUCGUUCAUGUGACGCUAUAAAGGUUGGCUCGCGGCCACAACGUACGUAGGAAGGCAAAUACCACAAGAAAACUGUCGAUCACUUGUCUUUGAGUAAGUAGAGCACGCGAGUCGUCCGUCAUGCCCGAAACUGGAAGUACUUCGCUGGCUCCGCCGACAGAUGUGGAGCUGAGCAGAGAGGACUACUCUUGGCUCACCCCCGAGCCAGAGACUCCGGCCAAGAAGAUGAGCAGAAAGGUCAUGGCUAACCCCUUAGUCCCCAUUGGGUGUGGUCUGACUGUAGCAGCAUUGGUGUACGGGUUGACCCAGUUCAAGCGGGGCAACCAGCGAUCGUCCCAGAUGGCGAUGAGGAUGAGAGUGCUGGCACAGGGAGGCACCAUCAUUGCUGUACUAGGUGGUCUAAUGGUGUCGGGAGCUGUCGAAAGAAGAGACAAAUGAUUUAGCUCCUGUCCAUCUGCACUACUGCACAAUAACAUGUCCGUCUCAUUUUGCAUCGUACCGUACUAUUUGUCUCUGGUUUAUUAAAAGAAUGAGAAUAGCACUGAAGUUAGUGAUGAUCACUAUAA
Messenger RNA from Geodia barretti, 641 nucleotides. NCBI's taxonomy places the organism in Eukaryota, Metazoa, Porifera, Demospongiae, Tetractinellida, Geodiidae. The record is from the annotation of a GenBank genome assembly.